CAAUGCAGUUUGGGCGUAAAAAAGUGACGCUUCGGGCCUAGGUCUGCUUGGGGAAAAACAUUGGAGCUCUUUAAACGCUUUCGCUGACCAUCACUUCGUUCAAAACACGUGUAUACCUUAUUAGCUGUUUAACCUAGUUAAUAUAGUCGUUACAUUUUACUCAUAUAGCUAGCUGCUUCAGUUAGCUGUAACGCUUAUGCCAUCUAGCUACAAUUCCCGGCGAUGAGCUCAGUAAACAGCACUGUGACGGAAAAUGAGAUCUGCUGGACGAAUAAAGAGGGCCUGUGGCUGAAUAUUGUCGUGAAAGAGGAGAAUGAAGAGGACAAGGACAGAGUGAAAAGAGAGGAAGGAGAGUUAAGAGAGGAAGAGGAGGUGGAAGCUACUGUGAAAGAAGAGGUGGAAGAUAAAGAGGAAGAUGCGGUUUUUGGAGUGAAGGAGGAGGGGGAGAUUACUGUCACUUUGAAAGAUGAAGAUGAAGAACAGGAGAUCGGAGCUCUGAUUAAUACAAGAGAAACUCCACACUCCCCCUCUGACAGCAGAAAGAGUACAUCAGGGGAACCAGAUAUGUCCAAACCAGCAAGACGGCAUCACUGCUCCCAAUGUGGAAAGAGUUUUAUCUAUUCAUCACAUUUGAAAGAUCAUGAGAAACUACAUACAGGAGAGAAACCUCAUCAAUGUUCUGAAUGUGGAAAGAGUUUUGCACUGUCAUCGCAUUUGAAGAAGCAUGAGAAAACACACACAGGAGAGAAACCCUUUACAUGUUCUGAGUGUGGAAAGAGAUUUACCCAGUCUGUGCACCUGAAAAGGCAUAAGACCACACAUCUGGGAGAGAAGCCCUUUGAAUGUUCCCAGUGUGGAAAGAGAUUCACCCAGUUAGAGCACCUGAAAAGACACAAGACAACACACCUGGGACAGAAGACUUACCAAUGCUCCCAGUGUGGAAAAAGAAUAGAUACAGGAGAGGCGCCUUACCAUUGCACCCACUGCAGGAAUACUUUUGAGUUACGAUACCUGAAAGAGCAAAAGAGAACCGACACAGCAGAGAAGAUUUAUCACUGCUCCCAGUGUGGAAAGAGUUUUUCAGAGUUAGGGUCCCUAAAAAGGCAUGCGAGAAUACAUACAGGAAAUAAACCUUUCCAUUGCUUGCAGUGUGGAAAUUAUUUUACCUGUUCAAGGAACCUGAAAUCACAUGAGAGAAUACACACAGGAGAAAAGCCUUUUCACUGCUCACAGUGUGGAAAAGGAUUUAGCUGUUUACAGACACUGAAAGUUCAUGAGAGACUACACACAGGAGAAAAGCCUUACAACUGCUCUCAAUGUGGAAAGCGAUUCAUCAGUUUAGGGACCCUGAAAAAGCAUGAAAUUAUACACACAGGAGAGAAGCCCUACCAUUGCACCCAGUGCGGAAAGAAUUUUGCCCAGUCUGGACACUUAAAAAGGCAUGAAAGGACACACACAGGAGAGAAGCCUUACAACUGCUCCCACUGUGGAAAGUGUUUUGCGGCACCAGGUUGCCUCAAAAAACAUGAAAGGACACACACAGGAGAAAAGCCUUACAAGUGCUCCAUGUGUGAAAAGACAUUUACCCACUCAGGGAGCCGGAAAAAGCAUGAGAGGCAACACACGGGAGAAAAGCCUUACAAUUGCUCCCACUGUGGAAAGUCUUUUAUCACUUCAGGGUGCCUGAGAAAACAUGAGAGGACACACACUGGAGAAAAGCCUUAUAAAUGCUCCCAGUGUGAAAAGACAUUUCCUAGAUCAGGGAGUUUGAAAAAGCAUGAGCGAACACACACUAAAAAAUUAACCACUGUCCUGACUGUGGGGAGAAAAAGUAGGGGAAAUGUAGGGAACCUGAAAACACAAGUACAGAUGUAAGAGAAGCCUUCCCAGUUUUCACUGUGGUAAUACCUUUACUGUGUUUUAGUUACUGGUAUCAUAUUGUAAAUUACAGUUGAAGUUGGAAGUUGACAUACACCUUAGCCAAAUACAUUUAAACUAAAUUGUUCAAAAUUCCUGACAUUUAAUCCUAGUAAAGAUUCCCUCUUAGGUCAGUAAGGAUCACCACUUUUUUUUAAGUUGUCAAAUGUCAGAAUAAUAGUGGAGAGUGAUUGAUUUUGUUUAUUUCUUGGUUAUGCUUUAAGUACUUUUAUCAAAUUUUCAGUGAGUCAGAAGUUUACAUACACUCAAAAAAAGGUAUUUCUUGGGUCAAACAUUUCGGUAGCCUUCCACAAGCUUCCCACAAUUAUUUGGGUGAAUUUUUGCCCAUUCCUCCUGACAAAACUUGUGUAACUGAGUCAGGUUUUUAGGCCUCCUUGCGCACACACGCCUUUACAGUUCUUUGUGAUGGUCACUUCAAUUACUUGACUUUGUUGUCCUUAACCCAUUUUGCCACAACUUUGAAAGUAUGCUUGGUCAUUGUCCAUUUGGAAAACCCACUUGUGACCAAGAUUGAACUUCCUGACUGGUGUCUUGAUGUUGAUUCAAUUAAUUCGCAAAUUUUCCUUCCUCAUGAUGCCAUCUAUUUUUUGCACCAGUCCCUCCUGCAGCAAAGCACUCCCACAACAUGAUGCUUCACAGUUGGGAUGAUGUUCUUUGGCUUGUUCCCCCUUUUUCCUCCAAAAAUAGCGAUGGUCAUUAUGGCCAAACAGUUACAUUUUGUUCCAUCAUACAAAUGAACAUUUCCCUAAAAAGUACAAUAGGUCCUUUGCUGUUGUUCUGGAAUUGAUUCGUGCUUUUCGCACCAAAGUACGUUAAUCUCCAGGAGACAGAACGCUUCUCCUACCUGAGCAGUAUGACGGCUGCGUGUUCCCAUGGUGUUUAUACUUGCGUACUAUUGUUUGUACAGUUGAACGUGGUACCUUCAGGCAUUUGGAAAUUGCUCCCAAUGAUGAAUCAGACUGGUGGAGGUCUACACACUUUGAAAUACAUCCACAGGUACACCUCCAAUUGACUCAAAUGAAGUCAAUUAGCCAGUCAGAAGCUUCUAAAGCCAUGACCUAAUUUUCUGGAAUUUUUUUAGCUAUUUAAUGGCACAGUCAACUUAUGUAAACUUCUGACCAACUAUAAUUGUGAUAUAGUGUAUUGUAUGUGAAAUAAUCUGUAAACAAUUGUUGGAAAAAUUACCUGUCAUGCACCAAGUUGAUGUCCUAACCCACUUGCCAAAACAAUAUUUUGUUAACAUGAAAUCUGUGGAGUGGUUGAAAAAUAAGUUUUUGACUUCAACCCAAGUGUAUGUAAACUUGCAACUUCAGCUGUAAAUGAAUAAUUUAUAUUAAAUCUAUGUUUUAAAAUCAACACUUCAAAGUAUUAAUUUCUGUUCUGUUAUUUUAGCUAGACAAUAAAAAAUUAGAAAAAAUCUUUCAUAAAUUGUACCUUUGUAAGAAGGGAUUUCAGUUCAUAAUAAUUUUCAACUCUUUUAUUGGGUCCAAAGACGCCGCUCAGACCAUAGCUCCGCUGUACACACCUCUAUGCAGGCAAUCUAUAACACCAGACCAGGUACUUGGUAUUUUGUAUUGCGGAUUGUUGGCUGCAAUUAAAAUUAUGCAUUUGGAAUAUGUUGCUUUUUUGAAAGACGUCCCUGUGCAUGUUCAAAUAUCAAUGGCAUCUGGAGCCUUAUGAACGCCCCCUGCUCAGGUACCAAUA
Esox lucius (northern pike) is the source of this 3642-nucleotide messenger RNA. RefSeq names its product zinc finger protein 135-like. Gene Ontology annotation, biological process: regulation of transcription by RNA polymerase II. The transcript is spliced from 2 exons. The record is from RefSeq and is a predicted model, not a curated record. Lineage: Eukaryota; Metazoa; Chordata; Actinopteri; Esociformes; Esocidae. Gene Ontology annotation, molecular function: RNA polymerase II cis-regulatory region sequence-specific DNA binding; DNA-binding transcription factor activity, RNA polymerase II-specific. Gene Ontology annotation, cellular component: nucleus. The coding region runs from base 223 to 1875 and encodes 550 amino acids.